AUGUACAGCGUGAUUGCUGCGGCGCUGGUCGGCGUGGCCACUGCCUCCUCGCUGAGCAGUCUCUGCACCACUGACUACGUGACCUCCGUCCUGCCCACCUCGAGCGAUGACAUCCCCUCUGGCAUCACCAUCGACACCAGCUCCGUCACGGCGAGCAUCUACCGCAACUACUCCGUGACCGGCGCCACGUUUUGGGAAGACAUGACCAUCAACUUCUGCGAAGUCUCGUUCGCCUACAACCACCAGAACGGCGACGACCGCGUGGUGGUGCAGUACUGGAUGCCGAGCCCUGACGUCUUCGCCAACCGAUUCCUCGCCACGGGCGGUGCCGCCUACACCAUCAACAACGGAUCCGGGGGCGCCGACAUGGCGGGCGGCGUGGCCUACGGCGCCGCCACUGGUUACACGGACGGCGGAUUCCCCUACUGGGGCGGCACGGACUUCGACGACGUGGUGCUGCUGGGCAACGGUACGGCGAACUGGCCCGCCAUCUACAAUUGGGGAUACCAGGCCAUCGCCGAAAUGACGCAGAUCGGCAAGGCAUUCACCAGCAACUUCUUCUCCCUCGGCACCUCCACCACCAACACCACCAAGCUGUACAGCUACUUCAUGGGCUGCUCGGAAGGCGGCCGCGAGGCGAUCAGCCAGGCCCAGCGCGCCCCGGAGCUGUACGAUGGAAUCGUAGCCGGCGCCCCCGCCAUGCGCUACGGCCAGCAGCAGGUCAACCACAUCGCCUCCCCGGUGCAGAUCCAGACCAUGGGCUACUACCCCCCCUCGUGCGUGUUCGACACCGUCAUCAACGCGACCAUCAACGCGUGCGACGGCCUGGACGGCAAGGUGGACGGGGUGGUCGCGCGCAGUGACCUAUGCUUCCUCAACUUCAACGUCUCCAGCAUGCUGGGCCAAACCUACUCCUGCGCCGCAGGCUCCACCUCCAGUCUGGGACUGGGAUAUGGCAAGAAGCGCAAGCGCCAGUCCACCUCCGCCACGCCCGCGCAGAACGGCACGAUCAACGCCCAGGACAUCGCCGUGAUCCAGGACCUCCUGACCGGGCUGAAAGACUCGAACGGGGACCUGGUCUACUUCCCCUUCCAGCCCACCGCGGGCUUCGGCGACACGACCGUCUGGGACAGCACCACCGAAUCCUGGACGAUCACCAACCCGAACUCCAACGGCGAGUGGGUCACCAAGUUCCUGCACUGGCAGAACGUGAGCUCGUUGGACCUGACCGGGGUCACCAACGACGACCUCAAAGCCUGGAUGAUCGAGGGCAUGACUCUCUACAUGGACAGCCUGCAAACCACGCUUCCGGACCUCACCCCCUUCUACUCCAAGGGCGGCCGCCUCCUGCACUACCACGGCGAAGCCGACUCGAGCGUGCCCCCGACGGGAUCGAUCCAUUACCACGAAUCCGUCCGCAAGAUCAUGUACCCUUCCCUCUCCUUCGAGGAGGGCAACACCCAACUCAACGAGUGGUACCGGUUCUACCUCGUUCCGGGCGCCGCCCACUGCGCGAUCAACGACGAGCAGCCCAACGCGGGCUUUCCGCGCGACAACUUCGAGCAUAUGAUCCAGUGGGUCGAGGAGGAUGUCGUGCCGAUCACCAUCAACUCGACAGUGCAGUCAGGCGCUCUAGAAGGAGAGGUGCAGAAGCUUUGUACCUGGCCUGCGCGCCCGUACUGGACUGAUAACGGCACGAUGGUCUGCGAGGAGAAUGCGAGCUCGGUCAGCGCGAUGCUCUGGAAUUUGACUGCUUACAAGAUGCCGGUGUACUAG
This is a messenger RNA of Aspergillus saccharolyticus JOP 1030-1, 1776 nucleotides long. RefSeq names its product tannase and feruloyl esterase. Bases 1 to 1776 code for a protein of 591 amino acids. NCBI's taxonomy places the organism in Eukaryota, Fungi, Ascomycota, Eurotiomycetes, Eurotiales, Aspergillaceae. The record is from RefSeq and is a predicted model, not a curated record. The transcript has a single exon.